This is a messenger RNA of Panicum hallii, 1254 nucleotides long. RefSeq names its product ankyrin repeat-containing protein ITN1-like. Gene Ontology annotation, molecular function: protein phosphatase 1 binding; protein phosphatase regulator activity. The transcript is spliced from 2 exons. The record is from RefSeq and is a predicted model, not a curated record. Bases 7 to 1185 code for a protein of 392 amino acids. Gene Ontology annotation, cellular component: plasma membrane. NCBI's taxonomy places the organism in Eukaryota, Viridiplantae, Streptophyta, Magnoliopsida, Poales, Poaceae.
CAGAAGAUGCUCGAUUACAGUUGGGUCGACCAGGAGUUCUUGCCCUCUAGCUCCCUGAACGGCACGCCUCUGCACCAGGCCGUGCUCGGCGGCCACCUCAAGAUCGUGGAGAUCCUACUGGAUAAGCGGCCUCAUCUGAUCGACCUGGCCGACUUCAACGGCGACAACGCCCUGCACCUCGCGGCGCAGAAGAACCACCGGCGCGUGGUGGAGAUGCUGCUCAACAAGCGUGCAGAGCUGGCCUACAAAAUAAACAGUAGGAGCGAGUCCCCCCUGCACAUCGCCGUGCGCAACGGCUCGACGGACGCCAUCAAGGCACUGCUCCGCCAUUGCCCCGACGCGGCCGAGAUGGCGAACGGGCAAGGCUGGAACGCCUUCCACGUCUCCGUCGCCAGCGGCAAGACGAGCGCGCUCAGUUGCCUGCUCCGCCAUAUCCAUCCACCGGAGCUGCUCAACUAUGCCGACAGCGAUGGCGACACGCCUCUCCACCUCGCCGCCAAUAUGGGCCACGUCAGGUCCGCGCUGCUGCUGCUCAACGACCAGCGUGUCAACCCCUGCAUCCGGGACCGCGGGGGCCACACGGCGCGCAGCCUCCUCGAGACCAAGCUUCUCACAGACGGCGAGCUCCACCCAGACGAGAUGUACCUCCUGGAGCAGCUCGAGAAGCACGAGUCCAAAAGGUGCCGCAAGGACCAAGUGCCACCCGUCGUCAUUUUGUCCUCCAGACGCAGGCCCCUCAACGAUAAGGACUUCGACAAGGUCGUCGACGCCUACUUCAUCGCCGCCACUCUCAUCGCCACCGUCACCUUCGCCGCCACCUUCACCAUGCCCGGAGGCUACGACCAGACCAGGGGCAUCGCCCUUCAUGGCCGAAACGCCGCGUUCAUGACCUUCGUGGUCUCCAAUACUGUCGCCAUGUGCAGCUCCAUCGUCGUCAUCUUCUUGCUCAUCUGGGCAAGGCAGGAGCCCGUCAUGCUCAGGAUCCACAACGUCAUGUGGAGCCAAACGCUCACCAUCGUCGCCUGCCUGGCGAUGCUUGUCGCCCUCAUGACUGCCGUCUAUAUCACCGUGGCGCCAACUGCUCCGUGGCCUGCCUACGCCGUCAUAGCCAUCGGCACUAGUAGUCCAGCCCUCUUCUUCUUCAUAUCCUGGUUAGGAAGGCGAUCCUUGUACGCUGGAAUGUAAUUUAUUACACGGCCCCUCCGACUAAAGCAUCUAAGAUGUUAAUAUAUAUAUAUAGAAAUUCAUUCUAUA